Haliotis rubra (blacklip abalone) is the source of this 2236-nucleotide messenger RNA. Its product is annotated as AT-rich interactive domain-containing protein 1A-like. Gene Ontology annotation, molecular function: chitin binding. The record is from RefSeq and is a predicted model, not a curated record. Bases 1 to 2085 code for a protein of 694 amino acids. Lineage: Eukaryota; Metazoa; Mollusca; Gastropoda; Lepetellida; Haliotidae. The transcript has 4 exons. Gene Ontology annotation, cellular component: extracellular region.
AUGGCGAUUCCCUGGAACACUUGUGGAUUCCUGCUGAUACUAGUCAGCGCCGUUUCAGCUGGGUCGUGGAGCUCCUCCGCUCAGUCCAGUUCUAUCGAGUGUAACGAACACGGUUUCGCCCGGGACCCCGACGACUGUGGGGCUUUCUACAGGUGCGCCAAUGGGAAGAACUACUGGUUCCAGUGCCCCGCCAACCUCAAGUUUGACCUGACCAUCAGUGUCUGCAAUUGGCCUGCAAGUGUCGAUUGUAGCUCAUCUUACCCAGCCAACAACGGUUAUGAGCCUCAGUACCCCUAUGCCCCACCCCCGACGUACAAGCCGACGUACCAAGAGCCCGCCCCUACAUACGCCCCUCAGCCCACCUACACAUCGAAACCAGUAUACAGGAAGCGACCCAGGAAGCCUUCCUACAAAUCACAUUCGCAGCCAGUGCCCCAGCCAAUGCCCCAGCCUCAGCAACCAGUUUACCAGCAACCAAUGACCCAGGCCCCAGUCUACCAGCAACCAAUGACCCAGGCCCCCAUGUACCAGCAGCCGAUGACCCAGGCCCCCAUGUACCAGCAGCCGAUGACCCAGGCCCCCAUGUACCAGCAGCCGAUGACCCAGGCCCCCAUGUACCAGCAGCCGAUGACCCAGGCCCCCAUGUACCAGCAGCCGAUGACCCAGGCCCCCAUGUACAGGCCACAGCAGCCUGUGUACCAACCCAGGAAGCCUGUGUACCGUCAACCCAUGACCCAGGCCCCGAAGUACCAGCAACCAACGUACAAGAAGCCCACAUACAGCCAGAACAAUCAGAACAUGUACGCCCAGCAACCCCAAUACGGCGGCAUGAACGGCGGUAUGAACGGCGGGAUGAACGGCGGUAUGAACGGCGGUAUGAACGGCGGCAUGAACGGCAGGAUGAACGGAGGCAUGAACGGCGGUAUGAACGGCGGUAUGAACGGAGGCAUGAACGGCGGGAUGAACGGAGGCAUGAACGGCGGUAUGAACGGCGGUAUGAACAGUGGAUGGGUUUACCAACAGAAGAAGCAACAAAAGUCAGGAGGAUCCAACUGGGGCAACAAGAAGAACCUUUUCCCCUCAAACAUGAACGGAGGCAUGAACGGCGGUAUGAUGAGCGGUGGGUGGUCCACAGGAAAGAAGACCGGUGGCUACGGACAGGGCCUGUUCCCGUCCAGCAUGAACGGCGGUAUGAUGGGAGGUAUGCAGGGCGGUAUGAUGACCGGUGGAUUUUCCAAUGGGAAGAAAAUCGGCGGAUAUGGACAGAGCUUAUUCCCAUCUCAGUUGAACGGUGGUAUGAUGGGCGGUGGUAUGAUGGGAGGCCACAUGAUGGGCGGCAAUAUGAUGGGCGGUAUGAUGGGCGGCAACAUGAUGGGAGGUGGUAUGAUGGGUGGCCACAUGAUGGGCGGCAAUAUGAUGGGCCAGACCACCCUCUUCCCUCCCUACCUUCCCCAGAAACCCAAAGCCAACAGCCUCCUCGGGAUGCUGAUGCAGAUGCAACAGCAACAGAAGAACCCCGGCGGCGGAAUGAGCCCCAUCCUCAUCCCCUACCCCUUCCCCCCAGAGUGGUUCAACAUGAACACCGAGUCCACCACCAUGUCCACGACGGAAGCAACGACAACGACGCCAGCUGGAGGCAAGAAGGGCAACAACAUCUUCUUCAUCUCCAUGGUACCUCCUAUGUUCCCCCCACCGUUCCCAGGUCCACCCUUGGACGGACCUUGCGGAGGGUUCCCUGAUUCUCCUUUCCCCUUCAACAACUCUGAGCCAGCCUGCGGCCUCAUUCGCGCCUCCCUCGGCGCCACCAACCCCUUCGGCGGUGUUCCCGGUCUUCCUCCAAUUUCGUCCGCCGGCGUUAGAAGUCAGGGUUCAGGUUGCCGGACCAUCAGUUCGGGACAGAGGUCAAUGGACAUCAACUUCGUGGGAUCAUCCAACCGUUUGUCUAACCCCCAGUGUAUGGCGUUUGAGGCCCUUCUUAACAGCUUCACUUCAACCUACCUGGAAAAGAUGGUUCAGAGAGACAACACCAGGAGCAACGAAGCCUGCACCGUGUCCGUCCCCGACAUCAGGGUCAACUGUAACUAGAGCUAUGGUCGAUGUCUCGUCUCAUUGUCAUCACACAUCGCGAGAGUCUCGCGAGAGUCUCUUUCUCGCCUCUCACCAGAAAUGUCGAGAAUCUCGUUCUCUGGCUUCAUCAGACAUUUGGAGCGUGUUACUUACGCUUCUCUUCACGUCC